GCACGAAAGGAGAAUCUCAUCACCCAUCAGAGAACCCAUACAGGAGAAAGGCCUUACCAGUGUGCUACAUGUGGAAAAGGCUUCACACAGAAAAAAUGUCUCAUUUCCCAUCAGAGAAUCCAUACUGGAGAAAGGCCUUACCCGUGUGCUACAUGUGGAAAAUGCUUUAAAGAGAAAAAUCACCUCAUUGGCCACCAGAGAAUCCAUACUGGAGAAAGGCCUUACCAGUGUGCUACAUGUGGAAAAUGCUUUAAAGAGAAAAAUCACCUCAUUUGCCACCAGAGAAUCCAUACAGGAGACAGACCUUACCAGUGUGCCACAUGUGGGAAAGGCUUCGCAAAGAAAAGUAAUCUCAUUACCCAUCAGAUAAUCCAUACUGGAGACAAACCACAUAAGUGUUCAACAUGUGAUGCAGCCUUUUCAGGCAUCACCUCUUUAGCUGAUCACCAGAGAAUCCACACUGGAGAAAGGCCUUACCAAUGUGCAGCAUGUGGAAAAGGAUUUGUUACGAACAAAGCUCUCAUUAGCCACCAGAUGACCCAUACUGGACAAAGGCCUUACCAGUGUGCCAUAUGUGGGAAAAGAUUUGCAAAGAAAGGUAACCUCAUAUGCCAUCAGAGAAUCCAUACUGGGGAAAGGCCUUACCGGUGUGCCACAUGUGGGAAAGGAUAUGCACAGAAAGGCACCCUCAACAGCCAUCAGAAAAUACACAUUGACCUCAACUAACACUGGUGCACCAGACC
Messenger RNA from Engraulis encrasicolus (European anchovy), 743 nucleotides. RefSeq names its product zinc finger protein 300-like. Gene Ontology annotation, biological process: regulation of transcription by RNA polymerase II. The annotation marks the transcript as partial. Gene Ontology annotation, molecular function: DNA-binding transcription factor activity, RNA polymerase II-specific; RNA polymerase II cis-regulatory region sequence-specific DNA binding. Lineage: Eukaryota; Metazoa; Chordata; Actinopteri; Clupeiformes; Engraulidae. The record is from RefSeq and is a predicted model, not a curated record. The transcript has a single exon.